This is a messenger RNA of Cornus florida, 1431 nucleotides long. Its product is annotated as chaperone protein dnaJ C76, chloroplastic. The coding region runs from base 223 to 1218 and encodes 331 amino acids. The record is from RefSeq and is a predicted model, not a curated record. Gene Ontology annotation, molecular function: iron ion binding; electron transfer activity. The transcript is spliced from 9 exons. Lineage: Eukaryota; Viridiplantae; Streptophyta; Magnoliopsida; Cornales; Cornaceae.
GCCUAGAAUCUAGAUUCUUGGAAAACACAUGGCCUUAAGCUUGCCAUCUCAUCAUCCCCCUAUUUCCACACUGAUUUUUCCCUCCUCAAAAUUUUAAGUAUUUUUAAUUAAACCCCAAAAAAUCUCUAAUUCUUUUCAUUUAUACCUUCUCCUCUCUCUCUCCGUGUUUCACGGACUCAAAAACCUACAUGCCAUAUUGAUUCUUUUUUGUUGCAUGCUUUAAUGGCCCAAUUACUGUCUCCAGUGUGCACAGACGCUCUCAAAUUCCAAAACCCAUCACAGAGUUUCUGCUCAAGAAGCAGAUGGUGCUUGUCAGCCAACAGCAGUGUGAGUUGGGGUGUGGUGGGCCAUGGUGGAAGGCGGAGAGGCUUCGGCAGAGUCAAGGUUGCGCAGUCGGAGGCAAUUGCUGAUGACUAUUAUGGUGUUCUGGGUUUGCUUCCAGAUGCCACACCGGAGCAGAUUAAGAAAGCCUAUUAUAAUUGCAUGAAAGCUUGCCAUCCAGAUUUGAGUGGCAAUGAUCCGGAUACCACAAAUUUCUGCAUGUUCAUCAAUGAGGUUUAUGCAGUUCUCAGCGAUCCUGUGCAGCGCAUGGUUUAUGAUGAAAUUCAUGGGUAUGCUCUGACAGCAAUAAAUCCUUUCUUGGAUGAUUCCUGCUCAAAGGAUCAUGCUUUUGUUGAUGAGUUUAGCUGCAUAGGUUGCAAAAACUGUGCCAAUGUGGCCCCAGAUGUAUUUCGUAUCGAGGAAGACUUUGGAAGAGCCAGGGUAUAUAGCCAGUCUGGAAACCGUGAUAAAGUUCAACAAGCAAUUGAUAGUUGUCCGGUUGAUUGCAUCCAUUGGACUUCUGCUGCACAACUAUCUUUGCUUGAAGAUGAAAUGCGGAGGGUAGAACGAGUAAAUGUCGGACUGAUGCUCUCAGGAAUGGGAUCUGCAGCUGCAGAUGUUUUCAGAUCGGCAAGCUCUCGAUGGGAAAAGAGACAAGCUAAAGUCCUGGCGCAAGCUAAAUGGAGGAUGAUGAAGCAGAAAGAUUCUGAUAAAACUGAAUCCUACUGGAGCAACCUUUGGGGCAAGCCCCAAGAAUACCAAAAUUCAGAGGAAGAAGUGAAAGAGAGAGCAAAAAGAGCUGCUGCAGCAGCUAGACGAUGGAGAGAGUACUCAAGAAAGGGUGUUGAUAAGCCUCCAACCUUUAAACUUCCGGGGACGGUCUCCAAGGAAAAAUGAACAGUAAUUUCUGAUAGCUCAUGUAUAUUUAUAUUCAAGUGUAACUAAUGUACGUAAAGGUUCUUUAUUGAACACAACUCUAAUAAUUCAUUCCUCUAUGUAAUGAUUAAUAUGUAGAUUUCAUACUGAUAUUGCAAUUCAAUGUAAAUUACUUUAAUUGCAAUGACAUGAAUAUAAGGGAAAAAUACGAAGUAUAGAACUAGUUUUCUUCUC